Molecule: messenger RNA, 2550 nt
Organism: Colletotrichum abscissum
Lineage: Eukaryota; Fungi; Ascomycota; Sordariomycetes; Glomerellales; Glomerellaceae
Product: cytochrome P450
Exons: 9
Coding region: 1-2550 (849 amino acids)
Molecular function (GO): iron ion binding; oxidoreductase activity, acting on paired donors, with incorporation or reduction of molecular oxygen; monooxygenase activity
Source: RefSeq, a predicted model, not a curated record
AUGAGCAAACCCAGUCACAUCAAGGAUGGUUUCCUUGGGUCAUAUACAGAAUGGCUUGUCCUUGGGCUACUGUUCCUCGUCAUCCUGCGAAGGAUUGCUAAGUUCAUUGACGAAGAAAGGAGGAUUCGGCGUCAUGGAGGGCACGCGUCGAGAUACAAGUCGUAUACGCCGUUUGGCGUGUUGUCCGGCUUGCAUUUCCUGUGGUCCAUCACCACUCAUGCCUUACAGGAUCAAAACCUCAAAUUCAUGCAUAACGCGUUUCUCCGAUCAGGCCAGGGGAAGAAGAACCCAUACACGUUUGAGGUCUCCUUGAUAGGGUCGCGUGCAAUUUUCACUGCCGAUCCCGAGAAUAUUCGAGCCAUGCUGGCAACUCAAUUCAGCGGCUUUGGAAAGGGUCAGCGCUUCAGAGCAGAUUGGUUUGAACUCAUGGGAAAUAGCAUCUUCAACGUUGACGGUGACGCUUGGCAUGCCUCGCGCCAACGUCUCCGAUCUCUCUUCACCCGCCAACGAGUUAGUGACCUCGUCUGUUUUGAGCGUCAUAUCCAGGAUAUGCUUCCAGCAUUAGCUGGUGGCCAUUGUGUGGAUAUGAAGGACAUCUUAAGCAGAUUUGCGCUUGAUGUAUCGGCAGACUUUUCCCUCGGAAGACAGGUGGAUUCUCUGACAAGCGAAGAGGAUGACGCCGUCUUUGAAGCAUUUGAGCGUAUCCGCCACACUCAGUCCUUGAUUGAGCGAUUGGGCCCUCUGAACUUCCUCGUUCCGCGCCGCAGAUUCCGCAAAGACCUAGAGGCCUUGGAUAAGUUUAUGGGUCCCAGCAUCGAGAAGGCAAUAUCAAUGUCGGAUGCGGAGCUAGCGGAGAUAGACAAGACAGACCACGGAUGGACACUUCUUCAUGCAUGCGCUGGUGUCUCUCGAGACGCUCGGUAUCUGCGUGAUGAAAUGGUGUCGAUAUUGAUCGCUGGCCGAGACACCACUGCAACCACAAUGUCCUGGGCUUUCUUUGAGCUCGCGAAGAGCCCCGAGGUACUUGCCGAGCUUCGCCGCGAGAUCGAGAACAAGUUGGGCGUUGGUGCCGGAGCUCGUCUACCAACUUAUGACGACCUCAAGAGCAUGACGUUCGUCACGCACGUGUUGAAUGAGACUCUUCGGCUAUAUCCCAACGCACCUUUCAACAUCAGAGCUGCUUCAAAAGACACCAGUCUACCACGUGGAGGUGGACUAGACGGGAAUGACCCCGUAGGAGUUCCAUCGGGUACCCAGAUCAUCUAUUCCACGCACAUCCUUCAAUUGCGAGAUGAUCUCAAUUCAUACAAGUAUCCACUCCAAGACUUCUAUCCCCGUCGAUGGGAAACUUGGACACCUCGUCCAUGGACGUAUAUUCCGUUCAAUGGUGGGCCGAGGAUAUGCAUCGGGCAGCAGCUGGCUCUGACUGAGAUGGCGUACGUCUUGGUUCCUGAUCCUGGAUCAUGGGUCACCGAUGCGGACAAAGACGUGUUGAUCGAGAGCGGUGUCCGUUUCAUCGACAUCACUGACAUCAAGGACGAAGAAGUUCUCGAAAUGAUAUCCACUCCUGAUCAUGACUUCAGUCAAUACCUCAACACACUCGACCUGAAUGCUGACUUGGAUCAGCGAGGGUCAGAUUGGAUGCAGGGCGAACUUGAUGGCCGAUCUAUGGCCUCUGCUGAGCAACCGACACCGUUCAAUACUGAACGUGCAAUGCGUCACCUCAAGAUAAUGACCGAGUUUUGGAGCAGAGAUCAUCGGGUGGAAAACGGCACGAAAGCUGCCGAAUGGAUCCUCGAAAGUAUUGAGAGAAUCGUUGCCUUGGUCAACCCGCAUAUCGAAUCCGCCGCGUUCGCGCAUAACGCCACCAAGCAGCCCUCCGUUAUUGCCAAGCUACCCGGAGCUACCUCAGACAUCGUUGUCUUCGGCGCCCACUUCGACUCCAUUUCAAGAAAGCCUGGUGGCUAUGCUCCGGGAGCCGACGAUAAUGCUUCUGGAACGGUCGUGCUACUUGAACUUCUCCGGACACUAGCAGAAAAGACGAGUCACAAGGAAACCGAGCCUUGGAAGCCUCUUCGCAACACAAUUGAGUUCCAUUUCUAUGCCGCAGAAGAGGUCGGUUUGCUUGGCUCUUCGGAGAUCUUCUACGAUUACAAGAUCAAAAACAAGACGGUGGUUGCCAUGCUGAACCACGAUAUGCUGGGAUUCUCUUCCACUGACAAAGUAUCUCUUGGUGGCGACAAAAUUGACCCGCGCCUCACACAUGUCCUCCGCACCAUUGCGAAGCAGCGCGGCAUCGCAACACUGAGCUUUUCUUGCGGUUACGCCUGUUCCGAUCAUGCAAGCGCUCACAAUAACAAGUACCCUGCGGCCUUCAUUACUGCCGAUCGUGACCCAAUCGGCAACGACAGAAUUCACACUGAUAAAGAUACAUUGGAGACGAUCGAGAAAGAAACGCUUGAACGCCAUUUCCAAUUCAGCCUCGCAGCUCUUGAGGUUCUCUCGAACGCAAACGAUCUUGCUACGCUGAGGACGAUGCAAAAGGCCUGA